Messenger RNA from Pangasianodon hypophthalmus (striped catfish), 4598 nucleotides. RefSeq names its product rapunzel 4 (gene rpz4). The transcript has 3 exons. The record is from RefSeq and is a predicted model, not a curated record. NCBI's taxonomy places the organism in Eukaryota, Metazoa, Chordata, Actinopteri, Siluriformes, Pangasiidae. Bases 782 to 1957 code for a protein of 391 amino acids.
AGUGAAAUUUUGAUCAAACUAAAUAUAUCGAUGGCAAUCAGUCUUGUAUUUUUUCAGUUUCUUUGGUCUUAACACUACACAAUGCAAUGAUAUGAUGAUAAGAUAAGAUAAGAAGAUGUAUGAAUUUAGUCAAACAUGUUUAAUCAAGAGAAUUAUGCAUAUACUAUACGUGUCUGAGCACUUUUGUAUUCCGUCGAUCACAUAUUUAAGACAAAAUGGUAGUGUGUUUAUAAACAUCAUUUGUACCAUAUGCUGUUGAAUAUGCUGGUAGACUCAUUAUUAAUGAUUAACCUAACCAUUUUAUCAAUUAUAUUAAAACAUAUUCCAACUAUUGUCUAGCUAACUGUUGAUUUAUUAACCCAUGCUGUCUCUUUUAUAUGGGUUCAUAUCAUUCAUCCAAAAUACUACAUUGCAAACAAAAAACAAACAAACACAAAAACAAACAAAAAGCAAACAAACAAAAAUAAUAAAACAGGCCAUUCAAAUUUUUAAAGUAUUUUUAGCCUAAAAGUCUUGCAACUUAGCUUUUGAAAAUAAAGUCAACACAGUGUCAACCUCAGGAAGGGUUAAAACUGCGAGGAUUUGAUCCUUGGUUCUUGAGCAUGGGUGUGCCUCACGUUCAGCUGUAAAAGGGAAACUACAUGAAGUCGGGUUAAGCGCACAUCUCUCUCUCUUUCUCUUAUUCUCCCGCGACUUGAAGUGAUCUCACCUUUUUCGACUCAGGCAAAGCAAAAAGGCUAAAAUACAUACCGCAAUCAAGGACCGACUGUAGAUUAAAAAAAUGGCAGAAGGCCUGCAGAAACUUAUUGCAUCCAAGAAGGAUGUGGUGGAGAAUGUGAUGGAGGUAUUUGAGCAGGGAACAGAGGUGUUGGCCAGCAUCGCUGGAGAUCUUUUCCCUGUUUUCUCCAUCGCUGCUCCCAUUGUGAAGCUGGCACUUGAUAAUGUGGAGAGCAAGGAAGCGGAAUACAUGAAAGAACAGUUUCAGAGGGUCCGUGAGCGUCUGGAGGUUGUAUCAGAGGAGAUCCAGCGCAUAAACGAUGAGGUGAGAAAAAGCGGUAUGGACGCAGCUUACUUCUCAGUGGAGGAGAAUAUAACCAAUCAAUUUCGCAAGUACAUGGACAUACUCAAUGCGAAGCCAAAGUUUCGAGAGGCCAAGAAGAAACAAUUCCUGGACCACUUUAGCAAGUCUGGCGGAGACAAAAACUUGCACACACUUUAUGGUGCUGUGACAGGAGAUAGCUUCUCGGGAGAGUCCGUGCUUGAGAUCACUCUCAACUAUGAACAAAAGAGCCGGCGGGCAGUGGAGGACUUCUGCGCCAGACUGAAGCAGUUGUUCUGCAUAGGUCUCAUCGCUUUGAUGGGACACACAGCUCUGAAAGGUGGCGAUGACGAAGAGGAGCUGCUCCGAAACUGGGCCGAGAAGAUGAAGGUGGUCCAGUCAAAAAUGAAUGUGAUCAUUGAAGACUGCAUCAAUAGCUUCCCGAGUCAGGCUGAGAUCGAUAUCAAGCGCCUGGUGAGGAACCACAAGGACAAAAGCAACCAGCAGCUGGCUGACAUGAUCAUCGAGAACCUGAAAGGGAAGUACGACUGGGUGAGCUGGUCAGUUCGUGUCUUUAACUCGCCCAAGGGCUUGUUCACCAGCAAGAAGGACUUCCAGUGUGCCACAGGCAAGAGCAGGUUUCAGGUGCCUUCAUCAGAUGAGAAUUUGAAUGUUGUGGUAUCCUAUAGUGCCUCUCCUGAACCUCUAGACAAAGCUCAGCUCCAGCAGUUGGUGCAGGACCAGAAGAAAGUCACAGUUCCAGGGAUUGCAGAGCUUGUCUUUGAGAAGACCCCUAAGUGUGUGGUCCAUGCUGUCAAGACGUCAUGCAAAGAAAUGGCUUACUCAUGGAGCUUUCAGGAUGAGCUUCACUUCUUUGAAGAGUUCAAGAACUUUUACUUGUUUGUUCAUUCUUCUUAAGCCACAGACCACAGUUAAGAAGAGCAAACAUACGACAGAUUUGUAGUAGAGUCAAAACAUCUUUAUCUACUAUAAAAAAAUACUGACUAUUUUGAUAAGCCACUAACCAUGUUCUCUUUUAAUGCUGAAGAUUUUUGAAUGCUGUGUGAGUUUUUCAAUCUUUGUCAGUUAUAAACACUGCAUUUGCAGUUUUAAAAAGUGCCUUAUGAUUUGUAUCUCAGUUAUAUCUUUGGGUAAUUUUGUAUGUCUUGGGUAAAAAAAUUACUGAUUAGCUUUAUGAAGGCUAUUAGGCCAUCCUGAAAUAAAUCAGUAUCAGGAUCUAAUGAAAUUUAACAAAUUCUCCUGGAUGCAAUAAUGCUGUUCAUUGUAUUUUAAAAUUUUGCAAAGACUUCUUCAUGUCUUCUUCAUUACAGCUGUUUGUCCCUGUGUGUAUGCUAUGGUGUGUUUACCCUCACAGACUUGGGUUCUUAAGGACACUAUCAGACCUUGAAUUGCUGCGUUAAAACCUGGACAUGUAAGAACAUGUCAUGAAAGGAAAAAAAGUUGUUUCCUUAUGAACCCUUUCCAGCCUGUUGGACUGCUGAACUGUCACAGGUUUUUUUUUUUUAUUGCAUACUGAUUAAAAUAUGCCUCCAAUUUUACUUAACUAAUAUACAAACCCAGAAUUAUACAGAUUUUUUAUGCUUUGUUCACCCUGGAUUCAGAUAUAUCAAUAAGAUGCUACAUGUUGGUCUUGACAUGAUUUAAAAAUAUCAUGCAAAGGAGUGCACAAUUCUCAUCUGUACUCCAAACAACCAUUCAGCUGCUAUUCAGAUAUUUUACACUAAUAUAUGAUGGUCAUGUGAUUUUUAGUUAAACACACUGCUGUUACCAAUCUGACUUUCUAUUCUUACCAACCAGCUUAGGAAACAUUUCUUUCCAUUUCACUACAAAAUUACACAAGUAUUAUGUUUUCAGUUAUACGGUCAAUCAGUAAUAACACUAUAGCAGUAGGUAUGCAUUGUAAUUUUUGCCUCCUAAAUAUAUAUUUUUUUGUAUUAAAGGAGAAAGUAAACAGCAUUUAUAUCAAAUUUCAUUUGAGACUGAUUCUGGGUCAGUUAGUUAUCUAAGUCAGAUUCAGCAAGUGUGAGCAAGCAAUCUGAGCUAGUUGAGCAGGUUAUACACCUGAAAUGCACCUUUGAUUAAUUACCAAAAUGUCUACGCUUUUUACAAGACUUUCAUACUGGUUCUCUUUUGUUUGUUCUUCCACUUAUUAUUUUGCAGUGGAGGUUUUUUCAGCUGUCCAACAACACCUUUGCUUACAGCUUAUGGCUGAUUGUAGCUCACAGUACCCCUUUAUGAGGUUUAGCAUUUUCAAACCUGUCAUACCUUUUCAUGAUAUAAACUUUACAUUGUAAAUGCAGAGAAAUAUACACAGUACAAUAUAAAUAAUUGAGUUUGGUUGUCUUUAUUUAAUCAUUUAAUUAACUUCAAACAUAUAAAUCAGCAGAGGAUUAUAUAGCGGGUGUCCCCUUGCACAAUCUUGGUUUCAGGUAAGGAUAUUUUCUUAUUUUUUCUGCAGAUCAUGGCCCAUUCAGUGUAACAGCAGAAGAGAAGUUACCCACACACUUCAGUGGAGAAAUAGAUGUGGUUGUGCACUGGGUGAAACACCCUUCUUACUCUGUAAUUAUGCACAGGAACAGCGGAUUGUUGGGUAUCUAUAUAAGGCUCCAUUCCACUGCACCCUGCAUGCAAAAAAUACAUUACCACAGAAAUAAAUGUUAAACUUCAUGACUAAAAACAAGGCUAGAUCCAGGCAAGGUUUGGAACAAAACAAUCAAAAAAGUUUUUUGGUCCAUUUUGAGUUUCUGAAAUGCAAACUAUGUUGCUGAAACAAUGAGUGUACAGGUCUUGUGUAGACUCGGCAUGUGAUUAUACUGUACAGUUGAGUCCAAAAUCUUGCGUCUCCAUUGGAUAAAAAGAGGAUGAUAAAGAAAUUAGUGUAUUAACAGAUGGUCUUUUAUAAAUGUUUCCAUAGUACUUAUACAAGGACUUGGUGGACGCUGUACAUAAACUGAUUAAAAAAAAGUAUGACUGUUGGUAAGUUUUUAUGUAAGGAAAUGUUUAUUUAACAUCUCCAGUGUAACAGUCAGAGGUAAAGCUGUAACUUUAAUUUUUCCAACAUCUUCAGGAAAGAGGAAUUUAUGCUUUGUAGUUUAUGGUAACAUGAGAAGCUGUUUAUAGCUCCUACAUGCUGUUUAUAGAUGCUAUAAUGUGCUAUAAAUUGAUAAGUGAAACUAACUUGUUUCAUGGACAUUCCACAACUUUGAAUGUAACUAUAAAUUGAUAAAAUAAAAAUGUUAGCAUUGGCAAUUUGUUGUGGUAUAACAGGAAUAAAACAUUUCAGGUGGUGACAGUAAAUCUUCACAUCGAGCCACACCACAGCACCAAGUUGUUGAUACAUUUGUAGCUAUUUGAACAGUCAGAGGGCCAGAAAUUGCAUUUAGCUGUCUUCAAUCGACUCAUUAACUACAGAACAGGUCAUGACAGUUGGCAAGUGUGUUCUUUUUAUGAUCGUAUAUAUACUGCGUUUGAAUAUAUAUCUUGCUAUGGGUGUAGUUUCUAAAUUUUUAUACAGUACGCUGCAUUAAGAUUUUCUAGU